AUGACCACCAAAGUCUUCCCUCGCGCACCAAACCCAUCUCCCAACGGUCGCGGCGUUCUCACCUUCCGCAGCAACGUCCAAAGUGUUGACGAAGCUCCCGCCGAUGCGGCUGCCAUUCUUUCAUCAAUCAACGAGAAGCAAAGUGAUGAUGGCUACAAAUUGAAAGGCAUCAUUCUGUACAUCUGCGACAACUUUCGGAAAUGCAAGGGGCUAUGGGCAGUGAGCUGGGUAGAAAAGCCCACGUGUCCUACCAUGAUCAAGGUCUCGAAGUACAAGGAGCUGGCCGUGACGAAGGUGUGCGCAGACUGUGAGCUGGGGGAAUGGGAGCUAGUUGACAAGGCUGAGGGCUGA
Messenger RNA from Fonsecaea nubica, 351 nucleotides. RefSeq lists its product as hypothetical. Bases 1 to 351 code for a protein of 116 amino acids. The record is from RefSeq and is a predicted model, not a curated record. NCBI's taxonomy places the organism in Eukaryota, Fungi, Ascomycota, Eurotiomycetes, Chaetothyriales, Herpotrichiellaceae. The transcript has a single exon.